This is a messenger RNA of Styela clava, 3103 nucleotides long. The record is from RefSeq and is a predicted model, not a curated record. Lineage: Eukaryota; Metazoa; Chordata; Ascidiacea; Stolidobranchia; Styelidae.
UAGCAAACUUACAGUCUUAAAUAAAAAUAGUUCCGUAGAUAGAUCGUCAAGGUUUUUUCCUCUUCUAUACUCUUUGCAAAGAUUUAGAUAUCCUAAAAGGCGAAAUAUGACAUCUCAACAGAGCAAAAGAAUUAUCAUUUUAUCCGUGAUUGCGGCUCUAAUUUGUUUUGCUCUUGGAGUGAUUAUUGGUUACUUCGGAAGGGGUGGUUCAAGUCCGCAAACACCAGUGGCCGAUCCAGAAGCGAGUAAAAUGAUAAUGGAUGGAAUUAGAGCUGAGAAUAUUGAACAAAAUCUGAAGACAUUGACUGAAAAUCCACAUAUUGCUGGAAGAGAUAUUGAUGAAGUUGAUCUUGUUAAUUUCAUCACAAAAAGAUGGAAAGAUUCUGGAUUGACUGUUGAAGUUCAUCCUUAUAACGUACUACUGUCCUAUCCAAAUCAAAAUAGUUCGAAUUCACUCGCCAUCAAAUUGGAAAAUGGUACUCUCGUAAGCAAAAGUCAUCCAACCGAAGCUAUAUUGGAUCCAUCACAAAAUAAACCAGGCGUGGUUAAUCCUUUUAACGCCUAUUCUGCAAAUGGAAAUCCAGAAGGGGACAUUGUUUAUGUCAAUUAUGGAACGAUUCAGGAUUUCCUAUUCAUCAACAACACUAAAUCUAUCGAUCUUACUGGAAAAAUAUGUAUUAGCCGUUAUGGAAAAAUAUUCCGAGGAGAUAAAGCCUCACAUGCCGAGCAAUUUAAUUGCGCUGGACUAAUAUUGUAUUCGGACCCGGCGGAUUAUGCAGUAGUAGGUCAGGGAGUCUAUCCGGAUACUUGGUUUUUACCAGGAACUGGUGCACAACGUGGAACUCUGGCUUUGGGCGUUGGGGACCCAAUGACCCCCCACUAUCCUUCUAUCGAUACAGCAUCCCGCGUGUCCGAGACAGAAACAAAGCUGCCCAAAAUUCCCGUAACACCGAUUGGAUACGACGACGCGAUAAUGUACUUGAUGCACAUGGGAGGCGACGAAGUAGAAGAAAGUUGGAAAGGAGAUAUGAAUAUAACAUAUAGAUAUGGUCCCGGGUUUCAAGGACUACACAACACAAGUAAGAUGACAAUGCAUGUUACAACGACAAAUGAAAGAAAAACAGUUCACAACGUGAUCGGUUAUAUUCGGGGAUAUAUAGAACCAGAUCGUUACGUACUCUUUGGAAACCAUCGAGAUGCUUGGGUAUUCGGUUCAAUGGACCCAUCCUCUGGUACCGCUGGAAUGUUGGAAAUUUCUAGAACAAUGGGUCAGGCUGUUAAGGAUGGGUGGAAACCUCGUAGAACGAUUGUAUUUUGUAGCUGGGGAGCAGAAGAAUUUGGAUUGAUCGGAUCGACAGAAUGGAUUGAAGAGUUUCAGAAAGUUUUGGGAUCACGAUCUGUAGCAUACUUGAACGCGGAUCCACUUGUAUAUGGCGACUACACUUUUAAUGCUCGGGGUUCGCCUAGUCUCAAAAAAGCUGUGUUUGAAGCAACAAAGCUCGUGCCAAAUUUAAAUCCAACUGAAAUCUCAAACGGUAGAGAAACCAUCUAUGCUACAUGGUCUCAUGCAAGUGGUGGAAGUGAACCGAGGUUUCAAACUCUUGGGUCAGGUAGUGAUUACGCAAUGUUUUUGCAACUAACUGGUAUUGCUGUAGUGGAUGGUCAUUAUGUAUUUGAUCCGAGAAUCGGAGUUUCGUUGUACCCAGUGUAUCAUUCCGUUUAUGAAACGUUUGAUUUUGUCAAAACUUUUGUCGAUCCACAAUUUCGUAAUCACCAAGCAGCGGCAAGAGUCCUGGCUGAAUUACUGAGAAAUUUAGCUGAUUCGCCUGUUUUGCCUUUCAACGUCGUGGAUUAUGCAACAAAGAUGAAUGAUGAUAAAAAUACAAUGUUGGAUGUUUAUAGGCAAAAUCUGACUGAUCAUAACAUGGAACCUGCAUUACUAGACAAGGCAAUAGAAGAUUUUACCUCAGCGGCAACGGAACUUCACAAUAGAAUAAAUGACCUUGAUCUGACAAAUCCAUUAGCGCUGAGAGCAGUAAAUGACCAACUCAUGCAACUCGAACAAGCGUUCAUUGAUAAACAAGGAAUAGAAGGAAGAGAUCAAUAUAGUCACGUAAUAUACGCUCCGAGUCUCCACAAUACGUAUGGAGGAGCAGCAUUUCCUGGACUUGUUGACUCGAUGUUUGAAAUCAAUGCUGACCCAGAUCCAGAUGCGAGAUGGGAAAAGGUCCGUCGACAAUAUUCCAUUCUUCUGUACCACAUCGGUUCUGCAUCAUCGACAUUGAGAGAUGUUGUACCAAUCAAAGGAUAUUCAAACAAAUAGAACCAUCAUUGUACCAUAUUUUUAAAUUAACCAUUGAAAUAUUAUUUAUUUCUUUUUCUACAAUCUUCAUUAUGUUUAAUUCACAAAAUCAAUUGGAAUUGAUUUAACUAAUAAUAUUAAUUAAUUAGACAUACAUAUUACAAAUGUCAAUAAACAAGUUAAAUUAUGAUUCAAUAAGUUUAGCUUCCUCCUUGUACGAUGGUCGAUAAAUUCGAUGGAACAAUGUGGGGUCAUUGCCUCAGCUUUCACAUUCACAGCCGUUGUUUGUUUUUGUCGCCGACUAUAUAGCCUGAUGUUUUUUGGUUUGGGAACUUUAAAAUUGUAUUCGACAAGAAUCAAGCAGAAUUGAAUCAAUUCAUCAACAAUUUUUGUAGCCCAUUUUAAAGACUCUGUUUAGUUUCUGUAUAGACCCAGAUUUUUAAGCAGCUACAUAAGACGUUUAUGACAAUAUAAAAUACACCGAUGACAUGUCAAAAUUAUGAGAUUUAAGCGAGUCAAAAUAUAUGUGGCCUGUAAUGAUGGUAUAUAUCAGGGUGGUCCAAGGUUGUCGCCUUCGCGGGCCAUAAAAUUAUUUUUGUAUUGUUCGCGGGCCACAAUAGCGUCAGAAAUAUGUAAACAACAAACACUUUUAUUGUACAAACGAUUGAUCAUUGUUUGUCCUUUAUCAAGCUAAAUCCUACAUAAUACGCCAGAAAAAUCACUGAAACAUGCAAAAGUUUUGCUAUAUCUACAUUUAAUGUAAUAUUUCAUUAACUCUUCGUUACGGAGAAAGUGCUCCCG